AUGGACGCGGGUUUUUUUCGCGGUGCCAGUUCAGAACAAGAUGGUCGAUUCACGGAUAAAGAAAAGAAAUUGUUGAAAACGAUGAAAUUUGAAACUCAACUUGAAACAAAAAUAGAUAUGAAUAGAGUGAACUUGGAUAUCAUUAAACCAUGGAUAACAUUGAGAAUAAAUGAAAUGUUGGGAUAUGAAGAUGAUGUUAUUAUUGAAUAUAUUCUUGGACAAUUGGAAACAAAAGAAAUGAAUCCGAAGUUGUUACAAGUUAGUUUUAACUACAAAAAAUAUCUUUAUUACUUCAUAUUUCAGAUAAAUGUGACUGGCUUUUUGAAUGCUCGCCGUGCUCGUGUUUUUGUUGGAGAAUUGUGGAACUUGUUUAUUGAAGCGAAUGAAUCAGAAGAUGGUAUUCCCAAAACUCUUGUUGAUAAAAAAUUGGAAGAAAUGAAACUAAACGAUGUGAAAAAAGAUGGUAAUGAUCGAGAAGAAAGUGAUUGGACACACAGGUUAGUUUUUCUAUUUAUAUUUAAGAUCCCUAAUCGUAAAACGGCUAACAGCUUUUAAAAUUUUACCAAAUCUCAUUAAAGAAAGUUUAGCUCUAACAUCCACAAAGACUGUUCAAUCAUGGUCAUCUCCGUGGUAUUCGUUAAAAGGUAAGAUCUCAUAAAAUCUGGGUCUUUAUUUCAGAUACAAAAACUUGUCAAAUGGUCGAUACACAGGUCCAACCAAAGAAAAGAUUGUACGAGAUGAUAGAAUACCAACACGUGGAUUAUCACCUAGAAAAUCACCUCCUCGAAGAAAUGCAAGUCGUAGUCCAAGAAGAAAUAGUCCACCAAGAGUUAGUUUGAAUUUAAAUAUCGGGUUUGAGGGUUUUUUUUUUGAAAAUAAUAAUAAUAAAAAAAGUAAAGCUGUAACAUUUUAGCGCGAUAGAGAACUUGAUAAAGAAGCAAUGGAAGAAAGAGAAAAACGGCGACAAGAAAGAGAAAAAGAACGAGAAGAAGAAUCUAAACGACGAGAAAUAGAAAGAAACAAAAGACGACAAGAAGAAAAAGAAAGAGAUGAAAAGCGACGUGAAAAACCAAGAAGAUCUAGAAGUCGCUCAAAAUCUCCUGAAAAACGAAGACGUUCUAUUUCGGGAUCGCCAAAGCGAAGAAAAUCGCCCGCUUCACCACCAAGACGAAACAUUUCGCCAUCAAGGUCACCACCAAGGCGACGAAGAUCGCCGUCAAAAUCACCAAGAAGACGUAGAUCAGUUACUAGAUCAACAUCGCCGCCAAUUCGGAGACGAAGUCGUUCACCGAUCAUGAGAAGAAGAUCUAGAAGUCCACCAAGACGUUCACCACCAAGAAGAAGAUCGCGAUCCCCGCCAAGAAGAGAUAAAUCGCCACCAAGAAGACGAUUCACUGAAAAGGUUGAACCAAGAAGAAAAAGGUUUGUAAUGUAGAGAAUGUGUAAAAAACGAAAAAAUGAAAUAUUUUCAGAUAUGAUUCGGAAGAAGACAGUGAGAGUGAUAAACCAACUAAAAAACGAAAACAUGAAUCGAGCAGUGAAGAUUCAGAAGAAGAAGAACGGCGUCGGAAGAAAGCGAAAAAAGAGAAGAAAUUGAAAAAACAUAAGAAGGUAUAUAAAUUUCUUCAUUUUGUUUUAGUAAUAACGAAAAUUUAUUGAAUAUUUAUUUCAGGAAAAGAAGAAGAAGCAUCGAAAACGUACACCAACUCCUUCCGGUUCAAGUUCUGAAAGCGGUUCUGAUUAA
Molecule: messenger RNA, 1744 nt
Organism: Caenorhabditis angaria
Lineage: Eukaryota; Metazoa; Nematoda; Chromadorea; Rhabditida; Rhabditidae
Source: the annotation of a GenBank genome assembly